Molecule: messenger RNA, 2292 nt
Organism: Erythranthe guttata (spotted monkey flower)
Lineage: Eukaryota; Viridiplantae; Streptophyta; Magnoliopsida; Lamiales; Phrymaceae
Product: selenoprotein O
Biological process (GO): protein adenylylation
Cellular component (GO): chloroplast thylakoid
Molecular function (GO): AMPylase activity
Source: RefSeq, a predicted model, not a curated record
GUAGAAUUAUAGAAAGAGAAAUUGGGGAAAAAAUUGUGUCAAACAAAAAAAAGUAUACAUUGUAAUUAAAAAUCAAAGAAAAAAAAUGUUUUCCCAGAUUUCAGCAACACUCUCUCACACCUCCUCUUCCCUCACCGCCACAACCGCCUUCUCCCUCCGAUCCUUUUGCCGACCCAAGUUCCGUUUCCGCCCCUCCAAACCCUCGUAUUCGCAGAAGCGGCGCCAGUUCUCCGCCGUCGUUUCAAUGGACGGAAGUUCUUCUCCCCCCUCCGCCGCCUCGGUUGACUCUAUUUCCGAAGAUUUGAAGAAUCAGAUGUUGGGAAAUCAAAGCGGCGAGAAUUUAGGUCGCGAUAGUGUUGACAAUGGGGCGCAGAUUGAUAGUAUUAGCCAGAAUAGGGUUAAGUUGAAGCUGGAGGAAUUGAAGUGGGACCACUCGUUUGUUCGUGAGCUGCCCGGUGAUCCCAGAACCGAUUUGAUCCCUAGAGAGGUCCUGCAUUCUUGUUAUACAAAAGUAUCUCCAUCUGUUGAGGUCGAUAAUCCUCAACUUGUUGCAUGGUCAGAUUCAGUUGCAGAGUUACUCGAGUUGGAUCCAAAAGAAUUUGAGAGGCCUGAUUUUGCAGAGAAGUUAUCUGGGUCAUCACCUUUAGCUGGAAUGAUGCCUUACGCUCAGUGCUAUGGAGGACACCAGUUUGGAAUGUGGGCUGGACAAUUGGGUGAUGGUAGAGCAAUUACUCUAGGAGAGGUUCUUAAUUCUAAGUCUCAGAGGUGGGAAUUGCAGCUUAAGGGUGCUGGAAAGACCCCAUACAGUAGAUUUGCUGAUGGUCUUGCUGUACUACGUAGUAGUAUCCGAGAAUUCCUCUGCAGCGAGGCAAUGAAUAGUCUGGGAAUUCCAACAACACGUGCACUGAGUCUAGUGACAACUGGAAAUUAUGUCACUCGAGACAUGUUUUAUGAUGGUAAUCCAAAGGAUGAGCCUGGAGCAAUUGUUUGCAGAGUUUCUCAAUCCUUUCUUCGAUUUGGUUCAUACCAAAUACAUGCUUCAAGAGGGGGAGAUGAUCUUGGCCUUGUUCGCACUUUAGCUGAUUAUGCUAUUCGGUAUCACUUCCCCCACCUAGAGAACCUUAGCAAAAGUGAUAGUUUAUCCUUCAGCGUUGGUGAAGGUGAUGAGUCAGUUGUGGAUUUAACUUCGAACAAGUAUGCAGCUUGGGUAGUUGAAGUUGCUGAGCGUACGGCCUCACUAGUUGCCAAGUGGCAGGGUGUUGGCUUUACACAUGGAGUGUUGAACACAGAUAACAUGAGUGUACUUGGACUCACCAUUGAUUACGGUCCUUUUGGUUUCUUGGAUGCUUUUGACCCCCGUUACACUCCAAACACUACCGAUCUUCCAGGCAGAAGGUACUGCUUUGCAAAUCAACCCGAUAUUGGUUUAUGGAAUAUUUCUCAGUUCGCCACUACUAUCGCUGCUGCCCACUUAAUCAACGACAAGGAGACUAAUUACGCCAUGGAGAGAUACGCAACGAAGUUUAUGGACGAGUAUCAAGCUAUAAUGACCAAAAAGAUCGGGCUGCCAAAGUACAACAAGCAGUUGAUCAACGAGCUUCUUAAAAACAUGUCCAUCGAUAAAGUCGACUACACAAAUUUCUUUCGACUGCUUUCGAAUAUCAAAGCUGAUCCCACAAUUCCAGAAGAUGAACUGUUGAUCCCUCUGAAGGCUGUUCUGUUGGAUAUGGGCAAGGAGCGCAAAGAUGCAUGGACUAGCUGGCUCAAAUCCUACGUCCAAGAGCUUUCUACUAGUGGCAUUUCGGAUGAGGAGAGAAAAAAGUCGAUGGAUUCAGUAAAUCCGAGAUACAUACUUAGAAAUUAUUUAUGCCAAAGUGCGAUAGAUAUAGCAGAGCAAGGCGAUUUUGAAGAGGUUCGUCGUUUAUUAAAGGUGAUGUCAAGGCCAUAUGAGGAUCAACCUGGAAUGGAGAAGUAUGCACGUUUGCCCCCUGCUUGGGCUUAUCGUCCAGGCGUGGGCAUGCUUUCUGUUCUUCUUGAUCAGUUCAUGACAUUACAGACCACCGAAGAGAGAGAAAGAGAUACAUAGUAUAUAUAUAAAGGUAAUAUGGUACAUAGAAAAGCAUGUAUGCUGUUUUUUGCUUUUGUAAUAACAUGUGUACUCUUGUAGCCCUUGCAUGCCUUUUUAUUUUGUUUUGUCUUCUUUUUGUGUAUGGAUUCAUAUAGGUGAUAUUUUUAAUUUUUGUUGUGCUAAUUUUGCUUGGGAGAUAUUUAUUCAAGUAUUCUUUUGCUGGA